UAACCGUAGGCCGUGACCUAUGUGACGCGGCUUUUCAAAGUUUUUUGCACAGUCAUGAGCUCUUUGGUACUGGAUAGGAAGCCUGGUGGCUUUUCUUUUGAAAAUUGUUAUAGAAAUAAAAUCAUAGAACAAAAAGGAUAUCAGAUACCGAAACCUGUAAAGACUGGAACAACAAUAUGUGGUGUUGUUUUCAAGGAUGGUGUUGUUCUAGGUGCAGAUACACGAGCAACAGAAGGGAACAUUGUCGCUGAGAAAAAUUGUUCCAAAAUUCACUACAUCGCUAAAAAUAUAUAUUGCUGUGGAGCUGGAACAGCAGCUGAUACACAAAUGGUGACAGCAAUGAUUUCAUCACAGGUUGAACUCCAUCGUUUGAAUACAGGAAGGACACCACGUGUAAUUAUUCCUCUGCGUCUACUCAAACGAUAUCUUUUUCAAUAUCAAGGAUAUGUAGGUGCCGCACUGGUGUUGGGUGGUGUUGAUUCAACUGGGCCACAUUUAUUUAGUGUUGCACCACAUGGUUCAAGUGAUAAGUUGCCGUAUAUUACAAUGGGCAGUGGAAGUCUUGCCUGCAUGUCAGUACUUGAGGCAAGGUAUAAAUUCAAUAUGGAGCAAGAUGAAGCUGUACAACUAGUACGUGAUGGUAUCGCCGCUGGUAUAUUCAAUGAUAUGGGUUCAGGAAGUAAUGUUGACAUCUGUAUAAUAACCAAAGAUGGCACAAAGUAUAUUCGACCGUAUGAUGAAGCGAAUGUUAAAGGUGAAAGAGCAGAGAAGUAUAAUCCUCCAGAGGGUACUACACCUGUACUCAAUAAAUCCAUUCAUCGUGUAGAAUUUGAUGUGGUGACAACACGAGUUAUCCGUGAUAUGCCUGCACCAGAUGUUGAAGCCAUGGAUAUGUCGUAAUUGUGUAUUGCGCUCCCAGUCAGUGUGUGUACAGUUUUUGUACAUUCCUGUGGUGUGGCGGUAAAUUAUGAUACUUACUCACUCAUUCACUCACUCACUACCUAUCUCUCUCUCUCUCCUCAACUCUCUGUCUAUUUGACUCUUCACAUUUCAUUCGUUAAAAGAAAUCACUUUUGUGGACUUUUGAUUUUUUUUUAUUUCAAAUUAAUCGAUU
Messenger RNA from Trichobilharzia regenti, 1114 nucleotides. Lineage: Eukaryota; Metazoa; Platyhelminthes; Trematoda; Strigeidida; Schistosomatidae. The record is from the annotation of a GenBank genome assembly.